AUGGCGAUGGCGAUGGCGGCGGCGCGGUCGCUGCGGGCCGCGGGCGGCCCCGGCAGCAGCAGCAGCAGCAGCUUGGCGCUGCUCCCGCGCCGCUCGUUUUGUUUCCUAGAGCGUUACAGCGAUAUAGACGUCGCCUACAUCGCCGCUGUUCUUCAGCGAGCAGAAAAAGACAGAGAAGAAAUGGAGCACCUGAUCCGCCUGACACUGAAAUUCCUCGCGGAGCGCUGCGGCCCCGCUCUUCCUCCCUCCUACACCCCUGAAACGUUCAAACUGAAGGGAAGCCUGGAAAGGCUGCAGCAAAGCCUGACAGGGGAACGGGGGGCUGCAGCCCCACUCAGCCAGAGCCCCAGCCGCGGUAUGAGGCUCCUGGCCUCGCUUUUCUCUUCUUCUUCUUCACCAAACCUCCUCAACCCUCCUCUUUCUUACCCUAAUCCUUGCCCUAUACGUAAGCCAGACACCGCUAAGAAUUUAGACGUUUUCUUUUAUUUUGGUCUCUGUGCUAAAGAGCUGAGUCUUGCUGAGCUGCUGCGUGGCACGGAGGUGAAGGACUGCAGCCGGGAGCCUGUGCUGCUGCAGGACAGCCUGAAACAGUCUAACCCGCCGCUGAUAGAAGAAAUUUCCUGUCCAGAGGUGCCAGAGGAGCUAAGUACACCCGUCUAUGAAAUGCUCACGGUGAAGGAUGCAAACAAGAAACCACAAACGAUAGAGCUGAAAAUUGAAUUGCCCAAAGUUAGCUCUGUUUCUGAGUGUGAUCUGAGUAUUUCCAAGGAAAGAAAACAGAAAGACGAUACAAUCAUUGAGAUCUCUGGCAAAUACAAACUAGAGCUACAUCUACCACAACUGGUGGACAAAGAAACGACUACAGCAGUAUUUAGCAAAGGAAAAAGGACACUAUAGAAAUAUUAGCCCCACUGAACUUGGAGGAAAAAAAAUAAACAUUCAAGAAAUACUUGGAUAUGUUGACAACUGUAGAAUUUAAGAAAUUUAAACUCGUAUGAGCUUUACUACAUCAUUCCGUUUUGCCUUUGUAUACAUCAAAGGCAGGUUUUGUUUUGUUUGUUUGUUUGUUUGUUUGAAAAUAAAUGCUCUUUCAGUACUGUGUGGCUAGAAUAGCUCUCAUAUUUGUAGCUUUGUAGCUUUUCAGUAGUUACUAGAUAUACU
Molecule: messenger RNA, 1161 nt
Organism: Nothoprocta perdicaria
Lineage: Eukaryota; Metazoa; Chordata; Aves; Tinamiformes; Tinamidae
Gene: PIH1D2
Product: PIH1 domain containing 2
Exons: 4
Coding region: 1-897 (298 amino acids)
Biological process (GO): rRNA processing; box C/D snoRNP assembly
Cellular component (GO): ribonucleoprotein complex; cytoplasm; R2TP complex
Source: RefSeq, a predicted model, not a curated record